AAUGUCAAGUUGUGGAGUCUUGCCUGACUGCUCGAAUCGAAGACGUGCGAAAGAAAGUUAAAAUUUUUAGGCGAAUUUUUAAUUGUGAAUUGCACAUUUAUAUCACCAAUUCUGAACAAAAGGAAUAAAACAUGGACGACGAUUUACCGACCGACUUUCAGGUCAUCGUUGUUGGUACAGGAAUGGUGGAAUCAAUAGUAGCUGCCGCCUGUAGUAGGAUAGGGAAAAAUGUUCUGCAUCUGGACUCUAGUGAUCAUUAUGGAGGACUCUGGGCUUCUUACAACUUUGACGGCCUUCAGAAAUUCAUUAAAGAAGUAAAUUCUGAUCCGAAAAGACAGCAACAAGUUUAUAACCUUUCUGAAAAAUGGUAUAUAGAAAAGGAGACCCCACAAGAAGAAAAAAAAGAAGAGGGACAAGAUAAGACUGAAGACAGCAAAGCUGAACCUCCCAAGAAGGUGUGGAGUCAAGCAAACUUCACAUCUGAAUAUAGGAAAUUUAAUAUUGAUAUGACUCCAAAAUUAUUAUUCUCCCGUGGCCCACUCGUGGAGCUGUUGAUCUCUUCAAAUAUCGCCCGUUACGCGGAGUUCCGAUGCGUAACCCGAGUGCUUACUUGGCUCAAUGACCGGCUGAUGCCGGUGCCGUGCUCGCGAGCCGAUGUGUUCGCAACGGAGGCGGUCAGCAUUGUCGAGAAAAGGAUGCUUAUGAAGAUGCUCACCUCCAUUGUUGGUUAUAAUGAAGAGGAGAUGAACAAUGAGUUUAAAGAUUGGAAUGACAAGACCUUCAAAGAGUACCUCACGCACAAGGGGCUGACUCCAAAUCUGAUUCACUAUGUGCUGUAUGCAAUUGCCGGCGGCACUGAUAAGAUGCCGUGCCUGGAGGGUGUGAAAGAAUGCAAGAAAUUCCUUAUGAGUCUCGGUCGUUAUGGCAAUACUCCAUUCCUUUGGCCCAUGUAUGGAAGUGGAGAGCUGCCUCAGUGUUUCUGUAGGCUUUGCGCGGUAUUCGGCGGGGUGUACUGCCUAAACCGGCCGAUCGAUAAAGUGGAGACAAAAACUGUAGACGAGGGUAAAACAAUGGUCACAAUUGAAAGCAAGUCCAAGACGCUGAACUGCGACCACCUGGUCAUCGGUAUUAACGAGUGUCCUAAAGAGCUUCUCUCACCAGAGCCAGCAGAGAGCUGUGAUAUAUCGAAAGCCAUUUUCAUAACAAAUGGCACGAUCUUGCCGAGCGAGAAGGAGCCACUCAGCCUACUGCGCUUCCCUCCAUUAACUGAAGAAGACAAUGCUGUCACCGUGCUAGAAGUCGGUCCAGCCACUGGGUCCUGUCCGAAGGGAUUAUUUGUGGUGUAUUUCAUAACGAACAAAGUGAAGGAUGCCGAGAGCGAUCUGAUGCCGUACGCUGAGAAAAUCUUUGACAUGUCCGGCGGCGACCAGACCGUCACGUCUGACAAACCCAAGUGCCUGUGGUCGCUGUUCUACAACGCGGCGGACGGCGGCGGCGCGGGCAGCGGAGCGGCUAGCGGCGCGGACGGCGUGUUCGUAUGCGCCGGGCCCGACUCCGGCCUCGACUUUGACCGCGCCGUCUCACAGGCGGAAGAGAUUUUCAAGCAAAUCUGUCCCGGUGAGGAGUUCCUGCCACGUGCCCCCGAUCCAGAGGAGAUCGUGUUUGAAGAUGACGUCACCCACGGCCCGGAGUUUCGGCGCGAGGAUGACGAUGCGGACGGUGACGCGCCCAAGGAGUAGUCGCGUGCCGCCCUCUAGCGAAACAAUUCCAACAGUGCGUUUGAACGUGCCACCCUAACCGUAUCCUACAAAUGACGGAGCUCUCAUUAUGUAACGUAGCUUUUGUUUACAUUGCACAAUAUCACAGUGUAAAGAAUCUAAAGCCCUUUGUACACGGGUAGAGCAAACAGUGUAGUCGCAUAGUAGAGUACUAACUGUACCAACAUAGACUUUUGGUAGAGUAUUAGAAUUUGGAAGAGUAAAGUAGCUAGAAUUAGGGGCAAGUCGCCACAUGACUUGUCUUCCACAUCCCAGUAUCCUGUCUACUUUACCGUUUUAAUUUGAAGAUACACUGUUUAUUCUAACAAAAUAUAAUAGUUUAGAAAAUUGUUCUAAUUAAAUUACAGUACUGGGUAUGGUUAAAGCUGUAAGUUAGUACACUUUACUGUUAUUUCUACCUACAUGCCCUUCCUUUUACAUUGGUUCCAUGCAACUGGCGAUAUGGGUUGAUCUUGGAGUGGGGGGCUGAGUAAAGCUGUUGUAGAUUACUGGACUGUGAUAUAGCAGUUUAGUACUCUAUUCAGAUUUCUAUUAUAUUUGUAAGAUACGAUUAUUUACACUGUGGCAACACUUGCAGAUGCUAUUAAUAUCGAGCGCGGACUUUACAUUUCUAGGUGUGGUGGCGUUAUAAUUACAGACACGGUCAAAACGUACUGCAUAGUUACUAAGGUGUAAUCUCAGUAAGAUUUAUACGCUUUGGUCGCUUGACUUCGUGCAUUCCGACUGGUGCGUGCGGUUGGUGCACGUUAUACGACGACUCCGGUUGUGCAAGACUCGUAGGGGUCAUCGAAAUUAUCGUCUGCUGAGUUUACUAUAUUAUGUUAGUAUAAUAAACAUAAUCUCAAUUUUUUUUAUAAUUGAUAAUAUCAUGAUUAAUAUAGUCUAAGUUUAGUAAACUUAGCAGGUCGAAUUGAUGUUGUGGUCGCCACAUGUGACGGAGGCUUCAAUAACUUAGCUUGGUUGUCUUGAUGAAAGUGAGCAAGAUAAACUCAUAGCCAAUGUUAGUAAAAGUAUGUAUUGAGUUGCAUUCAAAGAGAUAUGUUGAUUGAUCGAAAUUAUGUCUAUAAUCAAAAUAUCACGAGGCAAGCCUACGAUUAUCACGGUUUAGGCAAGCUAAAAUGUUUUAUUAAUAUAUUUUUGUGAGUUAUUUAUUUAUUUAUCAAAAUGAGGUAUAGACUAUAAAAUGGACAAUUUGUGUCUGGCAUGCUCUCUAUCGAGCCUAUGGUGGCACAGUGUUUGAAGUGAAACCAAAGUAUUAUCACAGGUAUUACAAUCUAUUUUUCCUUACUUGUACUAUUAGGUAAACAAUUUUGAUCUUUUUGCGAGAAUAUCCAUAUAGAAGUGAGAUCUAAAAAUAAAUAUGUACUCAAAAUUAUAAUAACAUAAAAAUAAUAUUUAGCAUUCCCGAAUGCAGUAUUUGUUUUAAAAUAGUUUAAAGAAUGAACUACUAUAAUAUAAAGGAUAAUAAAUAUUUAACAAGAAUAUUAUAUUUUAGUAAUUUGUUAAUUUUAAAGCGUUCUGAUACGCCGAGAUUGAUUACCUAAUAAGUCCAGAUAAAUAAUACAUUCAAGUGUGUACGAGGCGCGUGCAAUGUUGGUAGGUAGGUACUUAUAGUUAGCUAGGAUGCAGUUUUGAAAUGUGUAGUACAUUUUGGACGCACCAGUCUAAGGCAUAGAUUGUAGCACUAUUAUUUUUACUAUUGUUUAACUUAGCACUUUUAAAUGAUAUUUAUUGUCAGAUGAUGAUUAUCAUGCCUGCGCAGCUUGUGCAUUUAUAAUUCCAAUAAAUUGUGAUUAUUAGAAUUA
Molecule: messenger RNA, 3583 nt
Organism: Galleria mellonella (greater wax moth)
Lineage: Eukaryota; Metazoa; Arthropoda; Insecta; Lepidoptera; Pyralidae
Gene: Rep
Product: rab proteins geranylgeranyltransferase component A 1
Exons: 9
Coding region: 132-1739 (535 amino acids)
Biological process (GO): intracellular protein transport; vesicle-mediated transport; protein geranylgeranylation
Cellular component (GO): Rab-protein geranylgeranyltransferase complex; nucleus; cytoplasm
Molecular function (GO): GDP-dissociation inhibitor activity
Source: RefSeq, a predicted model, not a curated record